Thunnus maccoyii (southern bluefin tuna) is the source of this 1423-nucleotide messenger RNA. RefSeq lists its product as uncharacterized. The record is from RefSeq and is a predicted model, not a curated record. Lineage: Eukaryota; Metazoa; Chordata; Actinopteri; Scombriformes; Scombridae. The coding region runs from base 689 to 1423 and encodes 244 amino acids. The transcript has 8 exons.
ACGUUGCGUGUUUGUUUUCUGAGAAAAACAAGUGUAAAUAUGUAUCAUAUUAAAAUGAUAUUCUAUCCCUCUUCUGUCAGUAUUUGCGCUCAUUUUAACAGAAUUCAUCUUCAUUUAUCAUUUUAGAAAAAGAAUGAAAAUAAAAACAAAUGCUGGAAUUAAUUCUAUUACAUAUUAAAUAUUAGAAAUAUGUAAAAUGGCGGACACUCCACAUGAACGCGCAAACGAAGAGGAAGUGGGUAGGGAGGGGGUGUAGGGGGUACUUUGGAAAAGACCCCUGGAUGCUAUUUAAAAGACUUGGGAUGUUCCCAAUAAUUUACAGAAAGACUGCAUAAAGGGUUUAAAGUGUCUACCGGAGAGUCCGCAUGCACUCAACGACUUAACAGCCUGAACCCCUUCCGGAUUUAUCGGGAACGCGCCUCAAAAUCCAUGAAUCCAUUGGGAUUGGGUUUGGGUGUUUCCCUGUUCAAGUUAAGUUUCACUUUCUGUGACAGUUGUGGCGCAGAUAAAUUUCUACAUCCAGGCAUCCAUCUGAAGGUGGAGCUCUGACUCGUUCCAGGAAACAGCUCACCUGUGGCAAACACUUUUCUGACGGACGUGGAGUGGAGAGUCUUUGUCUUCAGCAGUUUGGAUGUUAACUGUGAAGGUAGAAAGUGUGUGUGACUGAUGUGGAUGUGACUUCAGCAGCAUGGAUCAGUGUGAGGACAGAGAGGAGGGAGUCCCUCCCUCUAAACGCUCUCGGUGUGGGGAACAUGACAGCCAGACCAAAGCUCAGAGAACAAGGAGGCAGCACAGACCAGACUCUGCUGGACCUGAACCUGAACCUGGACCUGGACCUGGACCUGGACCUGGACCUGGACCUGAACCUGAACCCAGCUGUGUGUCCUUGAAAAGCGACCGGUCAAAUGAUCUCCUCAUUGAUUUUAAAGGACAACUUCCUACUGCAAAGAGAGUGGACCAUGAGAGCUCAGAGGUUCCCAGUGGUCAGUCUGCCCAGCAUCAUCAAAAACACCUGGACUCCAUAUUUUUGCUGCUGGAGGAGAACAUUGUUACUUUUGUGAAGAAUGAGCUGAAGAAGAUGCAGAAGGGUCUGAGUUCAGAUUACCCAGAAUGCUUAGAGAGUCAGAGUCAGGAUGAGGAGGUGUUGGAUGAUGAGGGGGAAGAGCAGAGGAGCAGCAAAGAACAAAAAGCAUCCCAGAGAUCUGAAACUAAAGAAGAAUCUGCAGAGACAUGUUUCUACCAGAGAGCUGUGGACAAGGCCUUACAGAGUCCAAAUGGACACCUGGACUUGUUCCUCCGCUUCCUCCUUGGUCUUUCACUGCAGAACAAUCAGACUCUCCUACGAGGCCUGCUGACACAGACAGGAAGUAGCUCACAGACCAAUCAAGAAACAGUCAAGUACAUCACGAAGAAGAUCGGUUGA